This is a messenger RNA of Spea bombifrons (plains spadefoot toad), 4359 nucleotides long. RefSeq names its product terminal nucleotidyltransferase 4A (gene TENT4A). The coding region runs from base 706 to 3183 and encodes 825 amino acids. Gene Ontology annotation, molecular function: mRNA binding; poly(A) RNA polymerase activity. Gene Ontology annotation, cellular component: nucleolus; TRAMP complex. The record is from RefSeq and is a predicted model, not a curated record. NCBI's taxonomy places the organism in Eukaryota, Metazoa, Chordata, Amphibia, Anura, Pelobatidae. Gene Ontology annotation, biological process: RNA 3'-end processing. The transcript has 14 exons.
UUUGUGACCGUUUUUCUGUUUCCUCCUUCGGCCUGAGUCGUGCACCUGGACGUCAAGCUCUCAGCCACAGAGCUUGAGGGCAAGUAGCGGUACCGCGGGUGAGAGUCGCGUGUCCGCUGUGGAUGUGGAUUUCUACCUCCGUCUAAUCUAGUUAGAGAUGGACCUUGCUCCGGGGAGUUUCUGCGUGUAGAUGGAGUCCAGGUCUGGCUGUCAGAGCCUCCUCUCUUUCUGUGUCCCUCUGACCGGCAUCCUGCUCUGAUGAAACCUUAAGAAAACUAAUAGGUUGAAGCAGUGCUUGCAUUAUCUGGCUUGGCCAGUGGUUUGUCGGAAGUGUUACAAUUGGAGUCAUACCUCUAUGCAUUCAGAAAGGAGACAACUGCCCAGACAUCUGUCCUGAAAGCCACAUAAGCCAAUGACUGUUUUGCAGUGAAGAAAAAAAAUCAUUUUAAUCAGUAACCUACUGCUUUUGCCAGACAGGCCUUUUGUCUGAUUUUACCGUCCUAAUAGUUUUCAGUGUUUUAACUGUCCCUAUUUCUCAUGUUUUGCUUUUUUUUUUUUCCCCUAGCUCUUAAGAAUUGGUCAGUUUAAUUUUUUUUCUUUCUGUGUCGGCUUUCAGUUAUUUGUGUUUUUUUUUUUAGUGUUCCUCUUGCAGGCUGUAUACUCCUUUUCCCAUACAGCGAUCUAUCCAUUUAUUGUUUCUAUUGUAUGGAUCCCCGGGUUGCCUGGAUCCAGCCAGAGCAAAGAGGCCCUGCCAAUGCUCUCUGGAUGCAAAUUUGGGAGACCUCGCAAGGCAGGCGGGAAAGGUGCCCCAGGCUAACUCCCACACCUGGACCUAGUGGGGAUAACUCCAAUUUGAUUAAUAGACCUCCUAAUUACCCUGCCUAUCUAUGUCUCAAUACUUUGGCUGUGGACAGGUGCAGUGCAUUUCAACCCAGCCCCUCUUUUCGGCCUGGAACACCUUGCUCUUCCUCCUCCUCAUCUUCUAGUGACCGAGAACAAGAUACUGUACCUCUUGUUUCUGGCUGUGCAUUGCCUCCAGCAUCAGCAUCUCAGAUGUUUGACAACAGUUUGGGAUCUCGGACCUCAAGGUUACAGAAAAACUCUUCUGUGUCUUCUUGUUCCUCUGACUCUGGUUCUGAUGGCCUCAGAUGCUCCUCUCCCUGUGGGGUUGGAAUAGGUCCCUUCCAGAGUGGGUCCAGCACAAACCUACCUGGUUCACCACACUACAGUUUCACAGAUAACGAACUCCAUAACAACAACUUGUAUAGCCAAGAUGCACAUCCUGUCACCAAUGGCAAUCGGGAGGCCUCUCCUGUCUUUGUUCACAGAUCUCAGCCUCGUGACUUACACCACAACAUUCUUAAUCAUUUGUCCAGCUGUUAUGACCAUCUGCAUCAGUAUCACCCUAGCCGCAGGAAAAGGGAAAACAAAGCCAGCACCUAUGGCAUGAACUACCUGCUAGCUGAACAGUUUCACGGAGGUCAUCCAGGAACUGACCACGGAAUCCGUAUGCAAUAUGCGGCUGGUACUCCGUGGAAGACAAAGAACUACAGUCUUGGCUUGCAAGGUCUUCAUGAAGAAAUAAUUGACUUCUAUGAAUUCAUGUCUCCAAGACCUGAAGAAGCUGCAAUGAGGAAAGAUGUUGUUAAGCGAAUAGAAACUGUCAUAAAGGAUCUAUGGCCUACAGCUGAUGUUCAGAUUUUUGGAAGCUUCAGUACAGGACUGUAUCUACCCACAAGUGAUAUCGAUCUUGUUGUGUUUGGAAAGUGGGAACGACCACCCUUGCAGUUGUUGGAACAGGAACUUCACAAAAAACAGGUUGCGGAGAAGAGUUCAAUCAAAGUGUUGGAUAAAGCAACGGUGCCUAUUAUCAAGCUCUCUGACAAGGAAACGGAUGUCAGAGUUGACAUCAGUUUUAAUGUUAAGACUGGUGUAAAGGCGGCUCAGUUCAUUAAGGAUUGUAUGAAGGAAUACUCCGUACUGCCUUACUUGAUUUUAGUAUUGAAACAAUUUCUCCUUCAGAGAGAUCUGAAUGAAGUUUUUACUGGUGGGAUUAGCUCAUACAGCCUGAUUUUAAUGGCAAUUAGUUUUCUACAGUUGCAUCCAAGGAUAGAUGCAAGAAGCUCGAAUGUGAAUCUUGGAAUGCUUCUUGUGGAAUUCUUUGAACUGUACGGAAGAAAUUUUAAUUACAUGAAAACUGGGAUACGGAUAAGAAAUGGGGGUGCUUACAUUGCAAAAGAAGAAAUCAUGAAAGUUAUGGCAAAUGGUUAUAGGCCGUCCAUGCUCUGUAUUGAGGAUCCUCUUUUACCUGAAAAUGAUGUCGGAAGAAGUUCAUAUGGAGCCAUUCAAGUGCAGCAAGUCUUUGAUUAUGCUUAUCUUGUUCUAAGUCGUGCCAUAUCUCCACUUGCAAGAUCGUAUCCAAACAGAGAUUCUGAAAGCACACUAGGGCGUAUAAUAAAAGUGACCCAAGAAGUAAUUCUUUAUAGAGAGAAGAUUAGGAAGAAAUGGGCAGGCAAAGUAGAGGCUCAAACAAAUAGUGGAAAGAACCCACUUUCUUCCUGUGCUGAGGACCCCUUGCAAAACCAGAGCUCCACUGGCCAGUGCUCGAGUUCAUCUUUGUGCAGCCCACAGGAAUUCUCAUCUGAAGUGUCUUCCUCGUCGUCUUUCUCAGGAAGUGAUAUUGAUUCUGAUACACCACCAUCCACUGCACCAUCUCUCCACCAGUUUAAUCUACAAGCCCUGACACCGGUUAUGCCCAGAUUUCCACUAGCACUGUCAAUGCUAGCUGGUAAACCCAAGUCGGCAGCUGAUCAAGACUUGAUGUCUACCAGCGCUCAGGCAAGUUACAAUAUCCAUGGUGUGUCGACUAGAGUGCCUCCAGUUCCUUGCAGACAGGUUGGUAUCGACCAACCAUCUUUGAAAGCAGAUCACCAUGUGCCCUAUCCUGCUGUUCCCUCUGCACCCGUUAACAGACUGCCAAGUCCUCAUAACUAUAAGCAUCACAAUGGGAUGAAGUAUGCUAUGAAAGAUGUGUAUAAUCACAAUUCAAGCAAUGGACAACAGAUCAAUGGAAGUAACACGAAGCAGCCCGUUGGCAACAGAGGACACUAUCAGUAUAAUCGUAGCAACUGGAGAAGGAAAAAGCAUUCAAGAGAUGCCUUGCCAAUGAGCAUUAGCAGAUGAAAUACUGCAGUUUUGCAUACUUGCUCUGGGUAUUUCUACCACCUGUAUGGACACCCUGAUAGGAGUCCGGCACACUGUACAGUUUAAUAUCUUCAGUGGAUUCAUUUGCAUGUUUCUUGCGGCUAGGUUAAUUUCCAAAGAAGUAGCUGCAAAGAUAUAAAGCCUUAAAUUCAUGUUUUCUUUAGUUUUGCAGAACGAUGUGCCAAAGUUUUACUGGUGUAAAAGCUGCAAAAGUAACAUCACAAUUUUUUUGAGUGUUCUAGGUUUGUCUGUUUAAGGCUUUUUUUUUUUUAUUUUUUUUAGAAAAUCAGGGGUUGAUGGGUCUAUUCAAUCUUAGGUAGUCAUGGGUUUGUCACAGCCAGCUGUGCUGCCACUUCUGAAAGCUAUAUUUUUGUUAGCAUUGUAAAUACUCAGAACAUAUAUAUUAUAUACUUUUUGUGCAAUAUAUUUAAUUUGAUAACUUAUAUUAAGCAAGUUUUUUUUCUUGUUUACAGAUCCUUUCUAACGUUGCAUCUAAUGUUUGCGUUCAUAUAAUCCAUUCUUUGAUGGGUCACAGAAGUACAAGAAUUUGCAAUGCUGUCAUGAGUCUUCAUGGUUCACAACAGUUGCCAGCUGUUCAACAUCUAUUAGAGCAUAUUCUGGUCUUCUGCACUGUUGCUUACCUUUUUUAUAUUUAUAUUUUCAUAGUUUGUAUGGCCCUUAGUUCCCCCUCCCCCUUUUAACUGUCAAACAAUCCAGCUUUUUAUUUUUCUGUUGAAAUGUUUUAAUCAGUGCAAAGUGUUAGUAGGAAAUAUGAAGCCCUUGUUGUGAACUAUGAAAUGCUUCUGUCUAACCUAUCACUGAUCUGGUUUAAUGGACACCAAGUGAAAGGAACAUAAAGAAAGGGAUUAUUUUGAUUCCUUUAUGGAAUCUGUUUUGUAGUAUGCAUUUGUUCUAUGAAGAGCAACUUACAGAGCAUGCAAGCUAAAUGUGUUAAAAGGCUAAUCAUUCAUCUGUGUUAAACAUGGGGUCUAGUCUGCAUUUGGCAUGAAUGAUGCUUAGACUGUUAAUGCAUAUGUGUAUUCUAUGCAAAUUUGUCGUUUUUGUUUUUUGCUUGAUUUUGUUUUUUAAUACAUUGUGUCCUACAUUCUUUGAUUUUAAUACAUUUGCCCUGAAAGUUAUGAUGUACAGGGAAUU